GCAAGUUUGAACUUGCAGCUUUUUUUAAGUUUCGCGGGCUGAAUAGUGUUUCACAAUCGAUUUCAUAGCUUUCAUGAUUUGGAAUCAACUUCUCUUCAGUUAUGGCAAUUUUUGUAUAUUACUGACAACCAGGUGUUCUUUAUUAAUACAAAUUUUACUUUUAAUGAGCAACCAGCAAGUGUUAUUACAGAAGAAAUAAGUUGAAUAUUCUAUUGUGAACCAUGGCAACAGGCAAAUAUGGCAGAGAAUUGGCUUUGUCAAUGUUAAGAACAUUGCCCAGGGUAACACUGGGAAAUAUUCGAAAUAAUCCAGGUUCUAGAAAAAAUCCAAAAAGAGGCAGAGGACAGCAUGGAGGUGAUAAGCAUGGGGCUGGAAAUAAAGGUUCUGGACAACGUCAAAAUUAUAUGAGACUGGGUUAUGAAACAGGAAAUACUCCUUUCUAUUUAAGAUUUGGAUAUGAACCUUACUAUAAGGGCCAUCAUUUACGACGUCAAUAUCCACCAUUAUCCUUAAAAACCUUACAGAUGUUAAUCGACACGAAUAGACUUGAUAUAUCAAAACCAAUAGAUCUUACUGCUUUACAAAAUACAGGAGUUUUUUCCAUUAAAUUAGAUUGGAAACAUUCAGGUUUCCAAUUAACUGAUGAGGGAGCCAAUCAUUUUAAAGCAAAGAUCAAUAUUGAGGUGCAAUGGACCAGUGAACCAGUAAUUGCAGCCAUUGAAAAGAAUGGUGGAGUAAUUACAACCGCCUAUUACGAUACAAAUAGUCUUUUCUCUGUUGUAGAUCCAGAAACAACUUUCAGACGAGGGGAACCAAUUCCGAAAAGACUGUUGCCCCCAGCUGAUUGUUUAGAAUAUUAUUCAAGUGCUGCAACUCGAGGUUAUUUGGCAGAUCCUGAAAAAAUUUCUUACGAACGCCUAGUUCUGGCCCAAAAAUAUGGUUAUCAACUCCCAAAAAUUGAGGAUGAUCCUGAUUAUGAAAUCCUUACAAUGCGAAAAGAUCCUCGACAAAUAUUUUAUGGCCUCGAACCAGGUUGGGUGGUGAGCUUAAAAGACAAGGCUAUCUUAAAGCCAAAGGACGAAUACCUCAAAGAAUAUUAUGCUAGUUAAAUUGUUUAAAGUGUGUAAAAUAGUUUAUACGAAAUAUACGUCAUAAAUGAUAGUCAUUUUUUACAUAUAA
Cephus cinctus (wheat stem sawfly) is the source of this 1179-nucleotide messenger RNA. RefSeq names its product 39S ribosomal protein L15, mitochondrial (gene mRpL15). The transcript is spliced from 5 exons. Gene Ontology annotation, molecular function: structural constituent of ribosome. The coding region runs from base 222 to 1109 and encodes 295 amino acids. The record is from RefSeq and is a predicted model, not a curated record. Gene Ontology annotation, biological process: translation. Lineage: Eukaryota; Metazoa; Arthropoda; Insecta; Hymenoptera; Cephidae. Gene Ontology annotation, cellular component: mitochondrial large ribosomal subunit.